This is a messenger RNA of Durio zibethinus, 900 nucleotides long. The record is from RefSeq and is a predicted model, not a curated record. Lineage: Eukaryota; Viridiplantae; Streptophyta; Magnoliopsida; Malvales; Malvaceae.
UUCCACGCCAUUACGCCAGGUCACCACCCGAACCUUGUCUUUUAAAACCGAUCUCUCCCUUCAUUUCCUUCAAUCAGAUUCAGACCAAACCAAUAUUUUCAGAAUAUUUGGUUUUCUUCCAAAAACCAAAAGUACCCUCUCUGUCGCUCUAUUUAUUCCUUUCACACAAUAAAAAGAAGAAAUGGAAGGUCUUAUUCCAUUUGUUUACAGGGCUAUAGUCCAAUACAAGAAUGGAAGAGAAGGCCAUGUUUUAGCAAGAUGGUUCAAUGAGUCACCCUCGCCUUCAUACAUGAGACUCCCUACUGGAGAUUCUGGCAGGUUUCAAAUAUCUGAUAAACAAGUCUUUCAAUCAGAUUAUGGGAAUUUUUCUACUUCUUCUUCAUCACCAUCUUCCCUGGCUACUUCUUCUUCUACUACUAAGAUUAUUUUGUCAACCGGAGUUCAGUCUCCUGUCUUCGUUUGACUUCUCGCCGCGUCGUUACAUGAUAAUCAUCAUCAUCAUCAUCGAAGCUAAACAUUACAUACUGCAGUGACAUGUCUGAAGGAAGCCGAAGAUGUGUAUGCAAUAAAUAAAGUAUGGGUUUGGGGCAAUUAAUAAGCGUAUGGAAAGCCCAAAGGGGAAGCAUAUGCGUAAUUUGUAUUUUUCUUCUUUAUUGUGAAAUAUGAAGGGAUCGUGUAGCAAAACAGAAAAAGGAUGAACAAAGAGUCAAGGGUGUGGGGAGACCAAAAGGAUUGCCUUAUGCCUUUGUGUUGUUAUUAGGCUAGUGUGUAAAUAUAUCCAACUGUAAUGUUUGAGAGAUGUUUUCAUCAAUAUUUCAAGGCCAAAGGGCUUCUUAUUAUGUUAAUUGUGGAAUCAAAUAUAGUAAUAAUCAGUUUGUGCUUGUGUUUUUCCUCUUUGAA